Molecule: messenger RNA, 435 nt
Organism: Clunio marinus
Lineage: Eukaryota; Metazoa; Arthropoda; Insecta; Diptera; Chironomidae
Source: the annotation of a GenBank genome assembly
AUGUUUAAUUCUCACACGAUGCCGACCGACAGAAUCAAAAGCCAACAAGCACACGAUGAACACAAACAUACGAAAAACGCUUGCCAUGUCAUGAAAAUCGUGAGCUUGAAGAUCGAAGAAAAAAACAAUGAUGUGAGAGUGUGGAAAGAUAUGUUGAUUGGAACAUAUCAAAAACAAAUUAUCGAAAGCUUUCAGUUCAAAUUUGGAUCUUCGCAGCUGUUCUUUGCCUUCUUAAGCGAGUCUUACAUCGGUUUCUUAGUUCUUCUUAUAAGACGUUUCAUCGAAAUGUUCAUAGGCACUCCAAGUCUAUUUUUAUUAUUUAAUCUACAUAAGACCAACUACUUAGAAUGUGAAGAAUUCAAUUUUGAACUCAAGGAAUGUCCAUUGAAAAUUAACUCAAGAUAUCAUUUACAAACGUCAAAAAUAUCGGAAUGA